AUGGACCAUUGGAAAGCUGUAAAGAAGGUGUUGAGGUUGAGGUACCUUGAAGGAACAAAAGAUUAUAUGCUUAUGUAUAGGCAAACAGACAAUCUAGAUGUGAUCGGUUAUUCAGAUUCUGACUUUGCUGGUUGUGUUGAUUCUCGCAAAUCAACAUCAGAAUACAUUUUUAUGAUGGCCAGUGGAGCUAUUUCAUGGAGAAGUACUAAACAAACUUUGAUUGCUACUUCUACUAUGGAAGCUGAGUUUGUCUCCUGUUUUGUGGCAACUUAUCACUGUGUAUGGCUUAAGAGUUUUACUUUUGGGCUUAGAAUCAUGGAUUCUAUCUCUAGGCAUUUGAAAAUUUUCUACAAUAAUUCAGCUACUUCUUUUAUGGCUAAGAACAACAAAAGUGGAAGUCGAAGUAAACACAUCGACAUUGAUUAG
This is a messenger RNA of Trifolium pratense (red clover), 426 nucleotides long. Its product is annotated as secreted RxLR effector protein 161-like. NCBI's taxonomy places the organism in Eukaryota, Viridiplantae, Streptophyta, Magnoliopsida, Fabales, Fabaceae. The coding region runs from base 1 to 426 and encodes 141 amino acids. The record is from RefSeq and is a predicted model, not a curated record. The transcript has a single exon.